Molecule: messenger RNA, 1296 nt
Organism: Psammomys obesus (fat sand rat)
Lineage: Eukaryota; Metazoa; Chordata; Mammalia; Rodentia; Muridae
Gene: Bphl
Product: biphenyl hydrolase like
Exons: 7
Coding region: 91-966 (291 amino acids)
Source: RefSeq, a predicted model, not a curated record
GGGCUGGGGGCGGGGCUUCGAGCCUAGCACUUGAAGGGUGGCAUCCUGCCAGGCGCACGCGCGUUCAGGGACGCUGUGCGACCUGGAACUAUGGCUACCGCACCAGUCCACCCCGCAAGCCUACGGCUGCGGUUGCUCCUCUCGCCCUUGAAGUCCAGGAUCCAAGUGUCCAUGGCCCAGCACGCAACUGCUUUUAGCACUGCAGUAACAUCUGCCAAGAUACUUGUGAAUGGCGUUAACCUGCAUUAUCAUCGAGUGGGAGAAGGGGAGCACACAAUCCUUUUACUUCCUGGAAUGUUGGGAACUGGGAAGACCGAUUUUUCGCCUCAGCUUCAGAACCUAAAUAAGAAGCGUUUCACAGUGGUGGCCUGGGACCCUCGGGGAUACGGAUAUUCCAGACCCCCAGAUCGAGAUUUCCCACGGGACUUUUUUGAAAGGGAUGCAAAGGAUGCUGUUGGCUUGAUGAAGGCGCUGCAGUUCAAGCAGAUCUCCCUCCUGGGCUGGAGUGAUGGCGGCAUCACUGCGCUCAUCGCUGCUGCAAAGUACCCAUCUUAUAUCCGCAAGAUGGUGAUCUGGGGAGCGAAUGCCUACAUCACGGAGGAAGACAGCAGGCUUUACCAGGGUAUCCGAGAUGUUUCUAAAUGGAGCGAGAAGGCAAGGAAACCUCUGGAAGCCCUAUAUGGAUAUGACUACUUUGCCAAAACCUGUGAGAAGUGGGUGGACGGAAUAAACCAGUUUAGGCAUCUGCCAGAUGGUAACAUCUGCCGCCACCUGCUGCCCCUGGUCCAGUGCCCAACCCUCAUCGUGCACGGGGAGAAGGAUCCACUGGUCCCACGUUUUCAUGCUGACUUCCUUCUCGAGAACGUGAAAGGGUCACGGUUGCAUCUGAUGCCUGAAGGCAAACAUAACCUGCAUUUACGCUUCGCAGAUGAAUUCAACAAGUUGGUAGAAGACUUUCUACAGUGAAAUUCCAGGAAGCCUUUGGUGUCUGGGGGAUUCUGUAUUGAAGGACCAUGCCAUUGCCUGUUAGCAGGAUGCUCCAAAUUGCCUUCUCUUGCUUUUCACCUCAGUUCACAGACAGAACUGUCAGGUUUUUUAUACUCCCUAAGUGUGACUAUGCAAGCAAGAAAAAUUGCAUACCCAAAUCAGGUUAUAGCUUCAACGGCUGCAAAAAACAUGAAUAUUGGUGUUUUUAACAUUAAAUUAUGAGUUUCUAUCAUUGUCCUGAAAGCAAAUUCUUUUAUCAAAGAGCAAAUUUUACCAUAAUUUGUUUUCAAAUAAAUUUUAUGGUAAUCA